Penicillium canariense is the source of this 1986-nucleotide messenger RNA. RefSeq lists its product as uncharacterized. NCBI's taxonomy places the organism in Eukaryota, Fungi, Ascomycota, Eurotiomycetes, Eurotiales, Aspergillaceae. The record is from RefSeq and is a predicted model, not a curated record. The coding region runs from base 1 to 1986 and encodes 661 amino acids. The transcript has a single exon.
AUGCCUGAGUAUCCUGCCAAGGUCCUUGUCAACCAGGGAAACAUUGGAGGAAAUGGCGGCGGCGAGUAUGGAUGUCUUGCCCAGACUGGAGGCCUUGUGGAAUCCGUCGGAGUCUGGGCCUCUGGAAAAGACAUCAUUGGCGUCACCAUUAAAUUUACAAAUGAAGAUGAAAAGCACAAGAUGGGGUCUGGGAAAUGGGGGGACUUCAGCGAAUUCCUCUUCGAGGCCGGGGAGACCGUCAAGUCGCUGAGUCUAUGGGGCAACGGUGUCGGUACCAACCUCGGUCGGAUCAAGUUCACCACAUCGACAGGUCGCAGCUUUGACUGGGGCGCUCACAAGGCAGAUAAGGAGUAUCCCAUGGAUGUUGGCUCGGGCCUGUGGGUCGGCAUCAAAGGGAAAUGUGGUGCAACUGUCGACAACAUGGGAGUGUAUUUCCUGAAGAAGGUGGAGUCCAUGUCCAUGCAGGAUGUGAAAUUCAAAAAUGACCCGACCGGUACUGCGCAGGGAAUCAAGUCGAAGUCGCUCAAGUCGGUCCAAUAUCCGUGGAAUGGGAGGCCAUACACUUGGACCUUCCAGCAACCCAGGCUUGAUAAAGAGACACACACCGUGACGGAGACAAAGUCGAGAUCAACUGCAUUAGCCCUGGGCUUCAAAGAGACAUGGGAGAACAAAGUCAAUCUAUUCAUUGAUGAGAGUAAGGUCACGGUCGAGGCCAACCAAAGCCUAACGUUCACCUGGACCACCGAGAAUUCCACAGCGGAUGCAACCGAGAGCUCGGAUGGGUUGACUGCGGGUGCCAGUGGCCAAGUCCAGAAAGCCGAAGACGCGGUGGUUGUUGAGGCCACCACUUGGACUGGUACGGUGGAUCUCGAGUACACGGCAAAGAUCGUGGUCAAAAUGCAGAGUGGAGAUUCCUACGACAUUCCCACCAAGGGAUCCAUGAAAAAGGUUGCCUUCUCCAAGGUAUAUGUCAACGUCAGGCCCCUGAGCGAGGAUGGGAAUUCUCUUCCCCCAUUCGAUCCCGAGGACAAUCCUCCAAAAGAAAAUAGGGAGCUAGAGGUGGAUCCUGAUGAGAUUCCUGAUGAGAAUCCCGAGGAAUUCUCUCAAGAGGAAGACACGAAUCCCGGGGUGCCGAACGUGCUCAGCGAAGAUCCCCAACAGCCUCAAACACUCAGCUAUAGUGGAUAUAACCCGUCCAACGAAGCCCGAGCUGCAUAUGAUCGACCAUUCCUCGACAGCAACAACGAUGAUCGCAACGAAGAACAAUUCGAGGAAGACCAGGAAGUACCCAAACGGCGGACCAACGAAUACUACAAUGAAGAAGACAGGUCGAGACCAGACACUCGUGAUGGGAAUUCCGCUGAAUGGGACACUGGGCGGUACGACGACAACCAGGAGGUUUACGAUUACGAGCGAAGGCAGUUCCAAGAAGGUGAACAGCCGCAAGGAAAUACUGAGAGUCGGUUCGGUCAGGGUGAAGAGACAGCCUAUUGCAGAAAUGACGACAGCGGCGGAAACGAAGAAUACCAACCGAGAGAAGAUCGAGGAUACGCGCUUGCAACGCCCACGGAGAGCUAUCGUCCGGAAGGGGAGGAUUACAAUCACCAAUGGACUCCGCAGCAAACCAAACCUCCUGGAAUGCACGGCUUCGAAAGUACCGAAGAGAGCAACCAAGACCGGUACCAGGCUGAACGCCCAGAAAAUGAAAGCGUGGCGUGGAGAGAAGAGCAAGUGGGCCAAGAAUACGACGUUCCACACCGAUUUGGUAGUUAUGGGGCGUUUAGCCGGAACGACGAGCAGGAUACUCAUCCACGCUACCGAAACGAGGAAGAGGAUGGCUCGGAGUACCUCGAGCAGAGGGCAGUCGAAGACCCUCACCCAAGCUACCGAAGAGAUGAAGAGGACGGCUUGGAGGGCUUCGAUGAAAGACAUCGGGGCGAGCAACGAGGUAGCCGAUGGAGGGAGGAUGACACCGCGGUAUUUUGA